AUGGUAGCUGAAAGUAGCUUCCUCUGGGUGUCUGUGUUCUUCAUAUUGCAAAUGAAGAUAUCCCUUAUCCAUUCUGCCUCGUCGGAUUCCUUGAUGUUGCACGUGCUGGCUAGUGAAAUCGGAGAUUGCUUCCGCUACUUGUCUACCGAUGAAUCUUGUCGAAGUAUAGUGUUCAGUGGAAUUGGAAAACACUUCUCUGCAGGAAUUGACCUGACUGACUUCAUGCAAAAUAUUGCGGGGUCAAUGGCGAAGAAAAGUGACGUGGGAAGACGAGCAUUUUUAGCCGAGGCAAUCGUCAAAAAGUUCCAAGAUGACAUCACAGCCCUCGAACUGUGCAACAAACCCGUGAUAGCUGCAAUACACAAUGGCUGCAUUGGAGCAGGUCUUAAUUUGGUGACGGCCUGUGACGUUCGUUACUGCAGCUCCGACGCCUGGUUUCAACUGAAGGAGGUUGACAUAGGCAUUGCUGCAGAUGUCGGAGUAUUGCAAAGGAUGCCCAGGAUAGUUGCAAAUGACAGCUUCAUGAGAGAAAUUUCGUACACUGCCAGAAAAGUGACAAGUGAUGAAGCCUUGAAAGAAGGACUGGUAUCUCGAGUACUUGUUGAUAAAGAAUCCACCAUGAAUGAGGCUGUCAAACUUGCGGAAACUAUAGCUGCCAAGAGUCCAGUGGCUGUACAGGGCACCAAAAGAGCCUUAGUCUAUGCCAGAGAUCACUCAGUUCAACAAUCACUAGAUCAAGUGCGAACAUGGAAUUUGUCCAUGCUGCAGAGUGAUGACGUAGGAAAGGCUGCACAGGCGAAUAUGACAAAAUCUGGGGCAGAAUUUGACGAUGUUUAA
Molecule: messenger RNA, 837 nt
Organism: Symsagittifera roscoffensis
Lineage: Eukaryota; Metazoa; Xenacoelomorpha; Acoela; Convolutidae
Product: delta(3,5)-Delta(2,4)-dienoyl-CoA isomerase, mitochondrial-like
Exons: 7
Coding region: 1-837 (278 amino acids)
Cellular component (GO): mitochondrion
Molecular function (GO): delta(3,5)-delta(2,4)-dienoyl-CoA isomerase activity
Source: RefSeq, a predicted model, not a curated record